Molecule: messenger RNA, 5371 nt
Organism: Megalobrama amblycephala (Wuchang bream)
Lineage: Eukaryota; Metazoa; Chordata; Actinopteri; Cypriniformes; Xenocyprididae
Product: interferon-induced very large GTPase 1-like
Exons: 7
Coding region: 119-5038 (1639 amino acids)
Molecular function (GO): GTP binding
Source: RefSeq, a predicted model, not a curated record
CAGAAAGAAGAAAGUCAUAUACACCUAGGAUGGCUUGAGGGACAAUGAACAAACAGUUGUCAGGAAUCACAGAUCAUCUAAAAACUAAAGAAAGAGACGGAGAGAACAGAAUACAAACAUGUCCAGCGCAGACAACAAAGUGAUUGUUGCCCAGAAUCCUGCUAACAGGAAAAGAUGGAGCAGAGACCAUCCUCCUGCGAUGAGGAUUGUUCUGCUGGGGAAGAGUGUGUCAGAAAACAGUGGAGUGGGAAACUUCCUGUUGGGACGAGAAGCGUUUGACAGUGAAGCUCCUCCAGAUGUUGUAGAGAGAGUCGGAGGAAGAUUGAAGGACAGACACGUGAUGGUCAUCAACAGCCCUCAGCUGUUCCAGACAAACAUCUCAGAUCAUCAGAUCACACAGACAGUGAGAGAGUGUGUGAAUCUGUCUCAUCCAGGACCUCAUGUGAUCGUUCUGCUCCUCAAACAUGAUCAGUGUUCAGCAGAAGAUCAGGAGUGUGUGGAGAAGGUACUGAAAUCUUUCUCUGAGCAGGUUUAUCAACACACCUUGGUGCUCACCACACAAGAGCCCACUGAAACCAAUGACAUCCUACAUAAAAUCAUUCGGAAAUGCUUCUACAGACACUUCAGUCUUCAGAGAAGCAGCUCUCCUGAUGAUCUUCUGCAGAUGUUUGAGGACAUUGUGCAAAACAAUGAUGGACAGCACCUAGAUUGUGCUGAAGAUGAAGCUUCACAGUAUUUCACAAUGAAGCAACAGGACACAGAAAGAUUUUCAGAGGGUGUGAAGCUUAAUCUGGUUGUGUGUGGGAGUGACGGGACAUUAAAAUCCUCCAUAUCAGAGCUGAUCCUGCAGCAGACAGAAAGAGACGUGAAGCUUCAUGGAUGUUUGAUCAGUCUGGUGGAGCUUCCAGCUCUCAGUCGGCUCUCAGAGGAGGAAGUGAUGCGUCAGACUCUCCGCUGUGUGUCUCUCUGUCAUCCUGGAGUUCAUGUUUUCCUCCUAGUUAUUCCUGAUGCUCCACUCAAUAAUGAAGAUAAAGCAGAAAUGGGGGAGAUCCAGAGGAUAUUCAGCUCCAGAAUCAACAAACACAUGAUGAUCCUCAUAAUACAGAAUUCAGAGCAUCAGACAGCAGAACUCUGUGAAGAAACACAGUCUGUCAUUGAAUGUUUUGAAGGAAGACAUAAUUUCUUUGGUCCCAACACACAAGUGUCCACAUUGAUGGAGAACAUUGAGCAGAUGAUGGGAGAAAACAGAGGAGAGUUUUUCUCCACAGAGACAUUUCUGGAAGCACAGAUGAAAAAACUGCUGCAAUUUGAAGAGAUGAAGAAGAAGAUCGACUUACUAGAGACAAAUUUACUGUCACAAGAUUCAACAGAGUGUGAAGAUCUGAGGAUUGUGCUGCUGGGAAAAACCGGAGUUGGGAAGAGUGCAACAGGAAAUACCAUCUUAGGAAGAAAUGUAUUUAAAGUGGAGCAGUCUUUUGAAUCAGUUACUAAAGAGAAUCAGAGAGAAACAUCUGAAAUCAAUGGCCGACACGUUACUGUGAUCGACACUCCAGGACUGUUUGAUACUGAACUGAGUAAUGAGGAGAUCCAGAGAGAAAUCAGCAACUGCAUCUCCAUGAUACUGCCUGGACCACAUGUCAUUCUCCUGCUGAUAUCACUGGGACGCUUUACUAAAGAAGAAACAACAUCAGUAAAGAUCAUCCAAGAGACGUUUGGUGAGAAAUCUUUAAUGUACACCAUGGUGCUCUUCACCAGAGGAGAUAAUCUGAAGGACAAAACUAUUGAGGAGUGUUUGGGAAAACCUGGAUCUGCUUUGAUGAACCUGAUUGGAGCGUGUGGAAACAGAUUCCAUGUGUUCAAUAAUAAUAAUAAUCAGACUGGAGACCGAACACAGGUGUUUGAUCUACUGAAGAAGAUAGACGCUAUGGUAAAAGCAAACGGAGGGAGUUUCUAUUCAUGUAAGAUGUUCAGAGAGAUGGAAAGAGAAAAACAAGAACAACAAAUGAAGAUCCUGAUGGACAGAGUCAGAGAAAGAGAGGAACUGAUGGACAAACUAGAAGAAGAGAAAGAGAGAAUGAAGAUGGUGAUGGAGGAAGAACGACAGAAUCAAGAUAAAGAGAGAAAUAGAAGAGACGCUGAGGAUAAGAAUAGGUGGGAGAGAGAGAAACAGAUUUGUGAUGAACAGUUUCAUAGACUGAAGAGUGAAAUGGAGGGAAUAAUCAGAGUGAAAGAGAGAAUAGAAAGAGAGAGACAAGAACAACUAGAGGAUUUAGAGAAGAGACUGAAAGAAGAACGAAAUGUGAGAGAAGAUCAACAAAAGUAUUUUGAAGAGAAACUGAAACUCCUUGAAGAACAGCAUGAAGAAGAACUGAGAAGACGACGAGUGGAGUGGAGACAGCAAUAUGAACGAGAGAAAGAGAAGAUGAAGAAGAAGUUCUGCUCUGAAAUUGGUCAUUCACUACAGGGAGAAAUCAAAGACAUUGGAACUGCAGAAGUCAGAGCAGAAAGAAUACAGCAUCUAUUGCAAAGACUUCAUCUUGACAGGCACCACAAUAAACUGAGAGCUGCAGAUGUUCUUCAGAUAACUAAACAUUCAUUACAGUCUCAUGAGUCUUGUGCUGAAGAAGAGCUGAUUCAGACAUUCAUACAAAAGCUACUGAUGAUGAACUACAGAGCAAGAUGCAUUCAUGCUAAAGAGAACAAUGACUCAUUUGAAGAUGAGAGAGAUAUUUUUAAAGAUUUAUCUUUAUCAAACACAGGAACGAGUCAAUCUGUGCAAAUCCACCCAAUGGAUGUUCAGAUGGCAUUAUUUCAUUGUGCUGAUGGUUUCCUGAAGCAGCUGAUGGUCACUAAACUGUCCCAGUGUCAGUAUGCUCUGCCUCUGCUUGUUCCUGAUCCAUUCACACAACAGAUUGAGUUUCCUCUCUGGACAUUCAGACAAAUCAACAAGAGCUGGAAGAUGAGAAUCACCAACAAUCAAAUCACCAGUCAAACCCAGCCGAUCUACAAGGCAGAAACUCCAAUGGUGUUUUUCUUCAGGUUUGGUUCUGUGUCUUCAUCCAAGUCUCAGCUGAUGAACAGUUUGAUCAAUGAGAAACACAACACGUUCUUCCACAGGAACUGCCCAGGCAGCAGCAGAACCAGAGUCCUGAUGGAUGGAGUGGUGGAGAUCGCCUGGUUCUGCCCCUCUGGGAAAAACAUGGAUAAAUUCACUGAUUGUGUUGCAUUCUGUAAUCUUCAUGGCGAUGCAGGAUACCAUGAGAAACAGCUUCAGAUCCUCACAGAAAUGGCCUCAGUCAAUGUUGUUAUUCUGCCAAAACUUCAGAGGAAUGACAAAAGCAUGACAGAAGUAGAAAAACUCUACAAGGACUCAAAGCCACUCAUUUGUCUUUUUACUGAGGAUGUUUCAACUCUACCUGAGAUGCAGAAAGGGAAAUACAACAUUGGUUUGAAAGACAGAAAUCAGUCAGAUGUAUCUAAAGAACUCAGAAGAGCGAUAAAUGAUUGUCUCUCAGAACCAUCUUCCACUUUCAGACUUGAAGAUAUAACCAAACACUCAGACAUCAGAGUAGAUGAGGAAGACGAUGAUGACUGCAGGAGAGGUAGAGAAGCAGCACAGCAGAUGAUGAGUUUACUGAAGAAGAAAGAUCUGAUAAAAAAUAAAGAAUCAAUUCUCCCCUGUCAGGGGAAACUGUGGCAUCAGUGGAGUCAGAAGAACAAAGAACUACUUAAACUUCAAGGAGAAGAACAAGAAAAUGAAAAGGAAACAAAUAAAAAGAAAACAGAAAUGAAUAAAAUCCGUGAACAGCAGAAUAAAUCUGACGUUAGUGAGAUUGUAAAGUUCUUUAUUACAGAAAUUGACACUGGUGCUGAACAUGAGAUGAUGUUUUUCCUUAAAUGGCUUACAAUCCUUCUGGAUGAACAAACUUCAGGUGGACUCAAGUAUAAUGAAAAAUGGGCAUCAACUGUAAAACUAAAAGAGAAACCUGAUAAAUAUGGACAACAUCGCCCUAAACAAAAUAAACAUGUCAAAACAUCUGAAGAUCUUCAAGCUGCAGUGUUUGGUUUGGAGCACAUCAUGAGAGAGAUUGGUCAGAUCUAUGAAUCAUGUUCAUCUGUGAAGAAGCAAAAGAAAGGACUGCACUUUGACUUCUCAUCUCUCCCAAGUAUUGCAGCAGAGAUGAUGAUCUCUGGAUUUCCACUGGAGCUGAUGGAUGGAGAAGCUGAUCAUGUACCUAUGAUCUGGAUCUCUGCUGUUCUAGAUGAACUCAUCCAGAAACUGGGAGACCAGAGAGUCUUUGUGCUGUCAGUUUUAGGGGUUCAGAGCUCUGGGAAAUCCACUAUGCUGAAUGCCAUGUUUGGACUCCAGUUUGACAUCAGUGCUGGCAGGUGCACCAAAGGAGCUUUCAUGCAGCUGGUCAGAGUUUCAGAAGAGAUGAAACCACAGAUGAACUGUGACUGUAUUCUGGUCGUUGAUACUGAGGGUCUACAACUGGCUGGAAGAUCAACAAGACAUCAUGACAAUGAAUUGGCCACAUUUGUUGUUGGUCUUGGAAACCUGACAUUGAUCAAUAUCUUUGGAGAAAACCCAACUGAACUGCAGGAGAUUCUUCAGAUUGUUUUUCAGGCGUUCCUGAGGAUGAAGAAGGUCAGACUGAAUCCCACCUGUGUGUUUGUGCAUCAGAACUUUUCUGAUGUCACAGCCAGAGAGAAAAACAUGGAGGGAAGGAGACGACUGAAGGAGAAACUUGAUGAGAUGACAAAACUUGCUGCUAAGGAUGAGGUCUAUGAUGCAGAAUGUUUCAGUGAUGUCACUGGAUUUGAUGUUCAGUAUGAUGUGAAGUAUUUUGCUCAGCUCUGGGAGGGCAGCCCACCCAUGGCACCACCAAACCCAAACUACUGUAACAACCUUCAAGAACUAAAGGAAACUAUUAUAACUCAUGCCUCCAAAUCACAUAGAAUGAUGCUGACAGACUUAAAAGAUUACAUUAAAAAUUUCUGGGAGGACAUAUUGAAGGAACUAUUUGCCCCCAGCUAACAGGGAAUGUUGUCGUAACUUUGGCUAACAUUCUACAAGGUUCUCUCAAAGUUAUGAACAAAUGUUUUUCCAGUAACAUUAAUAGAACAUUUGUUUUGAAAGUUUUGUAUCUUGUCCCAUAGUUAUUGUUAACUAUAGUUAACUUUUUUUUUUUUAUUAAUGUAAAGGUUAUGCAAGUGUUAUAAUUAAACACUUUAAAUGAAAUCACAAUAUUUUCAUUUGUGUUUGGUAAAUGUUCUCAUAAUGUUGACAGAGAACAUAUUCUUUAAACAACAUUCUUUGAAUGUCCCUUAAAUAUUAAAGCUGCAGUAGGUAACUUUUGUAAAAAUGUAU